AUGGGUCAAGGGCUCUCCAGCACACAGUUUUAUGUCUUUGGCAAGAAGCAUUUCACAGAGACCGGAUAUAUCAAGCACAUCAAGAAAUACGCUGACCCCCUCCAGAAAGCAGCUGGAAUUAGAUUUGGAGCUGAAGGCGCUGAUGGCGUCGAUAUGACAGGAAAGGUGGUGCUUGUCACAGGUGCGAACUCUGGCAUUGGAAAAGAACUUGCAACAUACGCAGCUGCCAAAGGAGCGAAACUGUACAUGCUUUGUCGCUCGAAGGAUCGAGCAGAAAAGGCAAAAAAUGAGAUCAUGGAAGCAACAUUGAAUGACAAUAUAAAUAUUCUUCUUGCUGACAUGGGGGAGCUUGCUCAGGUUCGAAAGAUGGUUGCCGAGCUGCAAGAGAAGGAACCAAAAGUCGAUUGCCUGGUGUGCAAUGCCGGAGCACUCUUCAACGAUCGAAGAGAAUCCUCAGAGGGAAAUGAAAUUACAUUUGCUUCUCAUCUAUUGGGUGGAUCCUACCUGCUAUCACAACUCCUUUUGCCGCAACUGAAAGCCUCCGAAAGUGGAAGGGUAAUUUUUGUUAGUAGUGGAGGCAUGUACAACACUAAGUUCCCAUCUUGGGAAAUUGCCACAAAUGCGUCGAAAGAAAAGUAUGACGGACAAUUUGCGUACGCAUACGCAAAACGAGGCCAGGUAUUGCUCGCAGAGGAGCUCGCAAAGAGUGUUCCAGAAGUUUCUUGGGUUAGUUCUCAUCCUGGAUGGUGUUCAACGGAUGCUGUAGAUGCUGCAUAUGGAGAGAACAAGAAAUAUUUGGAGCCUAUGAGAAGUGCUUGGGAGGGAGCUGAAGGCAUCGCUUGGCUAAUGUCCACGCAAUCAGGACUUGAAUCGGGUGAGUUUUAUUUGGAUCGUUCUCCCCAGCCCAAGCAUGUUGCAUUCGGAUCAUUCACGAAGAACAAGCCUGAGGAAGUUCAAGAGAUGAUGGACAAGUUGAAGUCUGCUGCCGGACUGUAA
Messenger RNA from Cylindrotheca closterium, 996 nucleotides. The record is from the annotation of a GenBank genome assembly. NCBI's taxonomy places the organism in Eukaryota, Bacillariophyta, Bacillariophyceae, Bacillariales, Bacillariaceae.